UCUAGUUUGUUUAUGUCUUAACGAAGUAAAAAAAACAAUGAAUUUACACCAUGUCGUCUUCUUUUAGAUACAAUCUUCUAAGAAGUGUUAAGCCAUACACUCCCUUCACGUCGCAACUGACUAAAUCUAUGUUACGCGUUCUUAUUCAAGUUUCUGUGCAUUUUAUUGAGACAAAAAAGUCGUCUUCUGAAGUGCUUUCACUAGCACUAAACAAACUAACAAAUGCAGGCCAUAAAAUUCCGCCAAACUUUUGUGAACUCUUUACAAUGGUGUUUUUGAUGCUGCAAAUCUUUCUGAAAUACCCAAAGGGAGUUGUGAAACAUAAUGAGUUGCGAAACUGUUUAAUGGAUGAUUUAAAUUUUACAGAAGAAUACGCUGACGACAUUUGCAAAGUUUUGUUAAACCAUCGAGAUAUACUCAGCAAAAACUUUUCAGAAACUAAAAUUGACCGAGUUAAAAUGACAAAAUUGCAGUGGAGAAUUAAUAUUUCCUUAUCUUUAAACACUGUGCAUAUAGAUAAACCUACGAUAGUCAUCCACUUCAAACUUCAGAAUAGAGAAUUUCGAACUCUUGAAUUACCAUUAUCUAUGUUUCAACAAGUGCGAUAUAACAUCGCCCUUUUACUUAAUGAGCUACAGUCACUGCAAAGACGAUCUGCUUUAAAAUAAUUUAAAUGGCACUAGCUAUAUGGUUAUAUAUUUUAAAGAUUCGAUUUUGUUACAAAUUAAAUAAAAGUAAUAUUAA
Molecule: messenger RNA, 744 nt
Organism: Drosophila rhopaloa
Lineage: Eukaryota; Metazoa; Arthropoda; Insecta; Diptera; Drosophilidae
Gene: LSm-4
Product: COMM domain-containing protein 5
Exons: 3
Coding region: 51-668 (205 amino acids)
Cellular component (GO): nucleus
Source: RefSeq, a predicted model, not a curated record